Messenger RNA from Cydia splendana, 1342 nucleotides. RefSeq lists its product as uncharacterized. Lineage: Eukaryota; Metazoa; Arthropoda; Insecta; Lepidoptera; Tortricidae. Bases 305 to 1228 code for a protein of 307 amino acids. The transcript has 2 exons. The record is from RefSeq and is a predicted model, not a curated record.
CAGAAACCUAUAAUUACCUUGGUAUGUCACAGUCGUUGGGUAUUGAGGAAGAAGGUAUUAGACGGUCGGUGAAGGAGCGCUUUUUCAGUCGGCUCACAAAAGUACUUAACAGUCUUUUGUCAGGAGGCAACAAAGUGCGCGCCUUCAACGCCUGGGUAAUGCCUCUACUCACAUACUCCUUUGGCAUACUAAGGUGGACUCAGACCGAGCUGGAUGCCCUGGAUCGGAGGGUCCGACAGCUGCUCACCACACACCGUAUGCUGCACCCACGCUCGUCUGUUAUGAGAUUGUACAUCCCACGGAAAUGUGGAGGAAUUAUUUCCUUAACAACGAGUGUGGGAUGCAUCGUGAUGUGGUGGCAGUAGACAGGAACCUCACGCCGCUCUCCUUGGCAAACGAGAACUGGCGCAAACCUGUGGUACUAAGUACUGCGGAUCGCAAGGCGGCAUGGGAGAGUAAGGCGCUACACGGGCGGUUCUACAAGGCCCUCACGGGACCCGAUGUGGACCUGCUCGCGUCGGUGAACUGGUUACGAUUCGGGGACCUCUUCGGAGAAACCGAGGGUUUUGCCUGUGCAAUUGCGGACGAAGUGAUGAUGACGAACAACUAUCGGAAAUAUAUCCUGAAGGACGGUACGGUCGACAUUUGUCGGGCAUGCCGCCGUCCCGGAGAGUCACUCAGGCAUAUCAUUUCCGGUUGUUCUCAUCUUGCUAACGGUGAGUACUUGCACAGACAUAAUCUCGUAGCCAGGAUUAUUCACCAGCAACUUGCUCUUCUAUACGGCCUUGUGGACCGCGAAGUACCGUACUACAAGUACUUACCUGCGCCUGUUCUCGAGAAUGGUCGUGCCACGCUCUAUUGGGAUCGAUCUAUCAUCACUGACAGGACUAUUGUCGCCAAUAAGCCUGACAUCGUGCUGAUAGACCGAUCGCAGCGCCGGGCCGUGCUCGCCGACGUCACCAUCCCCCAUGAUGAGAAUCUCGUGAAGGCCGAGAAGGACAAGUCCAGCAAAUACCUAGACUUAGCUCACGAGAUUACCGCCAUGUGGGAUGUUGACUCGACGAUCAUUGUUCCGAUAGUUGUGUCAGCGAACGGUCUCAUAGCGAAGAGUCUCGACCAACACCUAGAGAGACUCUCGCUGGGUGGUUGGAUCAAGGGUCAGAUGCAGAAGGCGGUAAUAUUGGACACGGCGCGUAUAGUACGUCGGUUCCUCACUCUGCGGCCCUGACCACCGGCAGCUUGGGCCAAGCCCCGCUGCCGGCGGCACCCUAGGUUAGGUUUUUUAUAAUGUGUUUAUAUGUAUUUUUUAUUGUUUUGUAAGUGUUUUUAUAUUUUACUUUUA